Molecule: messenger RNA, 916 nt
Organism: Xylona heveae TC161
Lineage: Eukaryota; Fungi; Ascomycota; Xylonomycetes; Xylonales; Xylonaceae
Product: cyclophilin-like protein
Exons: 2
Coding region: 78-713 (211 amino acids)
Biological process (GO): protein polyubiquitination; protein peptidyl-prolyl isomerization
Cellular component (GO): catalytic step 2 spliceosome
Molecular function (GO): peptidyl-prolyl cis-trans isomerase activity; ubiquitin-ubiquitin ligase activity
Source: RefSeq, a predicted model, not a curated record
GUGCUAUUUCAUCGUAACAUUAGGAAUUUCAUGGUACGAUUCAAAAGACCUCACACUAAGCCAUUCAACUAACAAGGAUGCAGAUCCAAGGCGGUGAUCCCACAGGUACUGGACGAGGCGGAUCAAGCAUUUGGGGAAAGAACUUUGCAGAUGAGUUUGAUGGGCCUAUGACCCAUGAUUCGCGAGGAAUCUUGUCAAUGGCAAAUAAGGGAAAGAAUACUAAUUCUAGUCAAUUCUUCAUUACCUAUCGUCCUGCGAAACACCUUGAUCGAAAACAUACCAUCUUUGGCCGCGUGGUCGGCGGUACAGAUACGCUUGGGCGGCUGGAAAAUGCGCCAGUUGACAGUACUGAUCGGCCCAUUGAUGAGGUUAUCAUGCGAGAUGUUGUGGUCUUUGUUGAUCCGUUUGAAGAGUAUCAAAAGGAGCGUCGCGAAAAGGACGAAGCAGAGAAGCACAAAGAACAGAUCCAAUUGCAAGGCGGCACUGAAGAUGACAAGACUACAUGGACUGGCAAGCGUAUCCGUGGGGACGGCAAAGUGGAGGAUUCUGGCGGCUCGGGAGGCGUAGGAAAGUACUUGAAGGUCGCUGCCGCAAGCACACCGGCCGACAGCAGCGCGGAUGAGAUUGUUGGUGAGUGGGAGGAAGAAAUUAGCCAAGAACCCGCCAAGAAGAAGAUCAAAUCUGGAGGAUUUGGCAAUUUUGAUGGUUGGUAAACAAAAAAGCUGGAAGAACCAUAUCGGCGUCCGGAUGGUGUUGUUUCGCAAUUAGGAUAUCCUCCAAUUUGCUCAUUGCUGGGGCUUUAUAUGUUUUGUAAAUAUCUACUGAUGAAGAAGAGUCUUCGACUGAUCGCUAUCGACUAUGAUGUACGAAUAACAAAUCCUCAAUAUAUAUUUUACUAUGGAGAAAAAACUGAGAG